CAAUCGAAAUAUUACCAUUACAAAUAAAAGACAUUAUCUUAGAUGUCGAUAACUAAAAACCUUAUUGGCUCAUAUCCACUGGGUGAUCAUGCAACGGUUUAAACAUUAUUAAUUAGUUUACUAGAAAUAGUGAUAUUUUAUUCAUAUUCUCUUCCCACCUACGUUUUCUGCUAGGCUUCACACAUUUGGCAUGCCUUCGCAAGCGCGCCAACACUCCAACUGCAUAAACCAGAAACUCAUCGGCGUCUUUGGUAGUUUCUCAUUUUGACAUUAGAUAGCGUUCUCUAUGUUUGCAUUCUUGGAAAGUAAACGUAAUAUACCGCUGCACAUUCUGUGCCAGAUCCAUCCGCAGGGCAGCGAGAUUAUGCUUUACUCCCGUGAUCUUGUGUUACUCGUGGAAGAAAAUCGACAAGCUUUCCACUGGGAAGUUUCGAAAAAAUGAAAAUGGAGGACUAGGCGGUCGUUCACACUCGCUCUUCAUCUUGUUUAACUAACGCAUGUCAUAUGUUUGACAGAAUGUACACAUUACGCGUCCGCACAUUCAGUUUUUAAUAUAACAGAAGGGCAAUGCACUGUGGGUACGAAUUUUGUGAAGCGCAUGCGCAGUUCAGUUUACAGUUGGACUUCAUGAGAAAAUGGCGUCGGCAAAGUAUUUGGAGGAUGCUCUGAAUGCAGACGUCGAUGAAUCGGCAGUGAAUGCAAUAGUAGGAUCACUGGAAACUCAACUCGUUACCACAACACCUCCCGUUUCUAACCAGCAGGGAAGUGCUACUGCAGUGAACCAGAAUCAUGUAAACAGUGCGAUAGCAAACGGGGGCACUGUCUCUGCACAGAAACAUGGUGUAACAAACGGCGGUCCAGGAUCUAUUAAUAUUCUUAAUUCGGAUACAAGCAAAACUAUCACUACGACAUCACUUCAGAGUAGUAAUGUUGUGCAUUCGGGUGUUGUUAAUACUGUUGUAGCAUCUUUACAUGGUGGAGUGCCAGCCAGUGGUUUCAUAAAUCAAGUAACUUCAAGUGCAAGCCAAUCAAAUUUAACUACAUUGACUAAGCCCCCCGAGCCUGUGAAGUUAGUGUAUCCUUCAGGUAGUCAGACAUUGAAUAGUAGAGUUACAUUUCAACCGGGAGCUCUCCCCAAUGGCAAUUUAGGUCUUGCCCCACUCUCAUCACCAACAGUGCAGUUAAAUGCUGUGACAAGUGUGCAGAAUGUUGUUACUCAAACACAUACACAGUCUGUUAAUACUGUUUCUAAACAGCUUGGCGGUGUUAUUAGUGUAGAUCAUGCAAAGACGCAGGGAACAACAUUAGUGAUCAAAGCUAGCGGGACUCCCAGUGUUACCCAAGGCACUCCUUUAGGGGCGAGUGUUGUGACUGUGCCAAUGACUGUGAAUAGUUCGAUGACACUAACAGGUACAUAUGUGAACACUGCUGUUGGUACUACAACUACAUCUGGAAUGUCAGGAGUAGUGACACUUGCGAAGCCAGUAACGCAUACAGUUGGCGCAUCACAAACAAUAGUUGGUAACCCUCCAGCUACUAUUUUGCCUGCAAAUGUACAAAUUGUCAAUGUCAAUCCUGUGAGGCCAGGUACUCCUGGUCAACAAGGACAAAAAAAUAUGGCUUCAAGAGUGGUAAUAGGGGCCCCGCACAUGGUGGGGGCCAGACCUGGUCAGCCAGGGCAAAUUACUCUACAAACUUUGCAAGGGCUGCAAGCCGGAACGCAAGGUCACUUGUUGUUGAAGACUGAAAGUGGCCAGUACCAGUUAUUACGAGUUGGCCCAGCCCCAACUACCCCAGGAGCAGCUAUUGCACCAAGUGCUACUGCCAGCAUUCCUUCAGGAGCUACGUAUCGAAUCCAGUCGGUUCCAACAGGAGCUGUUGCAGUUGCUACUACCACAACUUCAGCUGCAAUACAAGCUACCCAACCUCCAGCAUUGGCCACUACUCAGAACGCUACAGUCCAGCGUACAACUGUUGACACCACCAAAGAAAAGUGCAGAAAAUUCUUGGCCAAUUUAUUGGAGCUAUCGAGCAGAGAACCAAAGGCUGUUGAAAGGAAUGUGCGGACGUUAAUCCAAGAACUCAUUGACACAAAAGUGGAACCAGAAGAAUUUUGCGAUCGUUUAGAAAGGUUACUGAAUGCUUCUCCACAACCCUGCCUAAUUGGAUUUUUGAAGAAAAGUUUACCUCUUCUUCGUCAGUCGUUAGUUACCAAGGAACUAGUAAUUGAUGGUAUUAGACCACCUCCACAUCAUACUGUUGUAUUCUCCAUCCCGAAUUCAGGAGCUGUUGUUCCACAAAUGCAGUCAGCUUCCACAACCUCCCUUCCCACUGUGACUGGACCCACUCAACAGAGAAUUUUAAUACGACCUACUUCUCCUGAUACAAGUUCAGUUUUAAAAUCUGAAGCCAUUGUUCGGCAAUUACAGGCACAACUCAGACCUCAAGCUGCAGCCACAACUCAAGUACGUUUAAUGACUCCCGUGAAUGCGGCAACUCAAAGUGUAGGAAUGACUUCUUUACCACGACCAGGACAGACUCUCCAAACUCACAGACUAGUGACUCCGGUGAGAGCAACCGUGCCUACCACUCGUAUGGUUACUUCUACAACAUUACGACCUCAAUCACCUAUUACUACUUCAGCUCCUUCUUUGCCUUCUCCUUUACCAACACCGGUGCGUGUGCCUAAUCCCUCUUUACCUGCACCUCCCCUUCAUGUAAAGCAACCCGCUCAAGUAACACCUAAGGCACCAACACCUGUGCAAAUUAAAACUCCAGUUCCUGUUCACGUGAAACCUCCAGCUAUAACAAAGCCUCCUGUACCUACAAAACCUGUUACCCCAUCUCUCUUACCAAAACCAACAACAAAAGAGAAAGAAAAGAAGUCCUUUUCAUCUGCUGGCUACACGGGUGAUGAUGAUAUUAAUGAUGUAGCAGCAAUGGGAGGUGUAAAUCUAGCAGAAGAAACACAGAGGAUUUUAGGUUCUACAGAAUUUGUUGGAACACAAAUAAGAUCAUGUAAAGAUGAAAUAUUUUUACACACGUUGCCAUUGCAACAUAGAAUUAGGCAAAUAGUUGCGAGACAUGGAUUAGAUGAACCAUCUCCAGAAGUUUCUGCAUUAAUUUCCCAUGCGUGUCAAGAAAGAAUUAAGAACCUCCUAGAAAAGUUAGCUGUUAUUGCUGAACAUAGAAUAGAUGUUAUAAAGUUGGAUUCACGAUAUGAAGUGACACAGGAUGUUAAAGGUCAACUUAAGUUCCUAGAAGAAUUGGAUCGUGUAGAAAGAAAGCGGCAUGAAGAACACGAAAGAGAAUUGCUGCUUCGGGCAGCAAAAAGUAGAUCAAAGUCUGAAGUCCCUGAACAAGCGAAGCUAAAAGCUAAAGCCAAAGAGAUGCUGAGAGCGGAAAUGGAAGAAUUGCGUCAGCAAGAAGCAAAUCUAACUGCCUUACAAGCAAUAGGUCCACGGAAAAAACCGAAAUUGGAGGUUGGUAGUGGGGGCACAAACUCAGGGCAGACUGGACUUGGAAAUCCAAUUGGUCUGGGAUCGUCUGUUGGAGGGCGCACUAUGGUUCCAAUUCGACCACGACUCAAGAGAGUUAAUAUAAGGGACUUGCUUUUUCUGUUGGAACAAGAAAAGGAGACUUGCAGAUCUGCACUGUUAUACAGAGCAUAUCUUAAGUGAUGAUUGUUUUCAUUUCAGAGUGUUUUGGUUCUGUUUCUUACUGUGGAUAUGUGUGUGUACGUGAAGCGAGCUCUGGGCUCCACAAGGGAAUAUUUUGCCCUGUGUCUCUUAAUGAGACACUCUCCAGUCAGGCUCAGGGUAUCAGUGUUUCUAUCGUAUUAAGUCACAUACCAGAGAACUCUCAUUUCACAUAUAAGUGAAAGAACAAUGUGAAUUUAUGAACAGUGGAAAGUUGGAGAAAAUUCUUCAUAUGUAAAUAUGUGUAUAAAAACAAAAGGUGUAAUUGUGCAACACCUCUGAAAAUAAGUGAUAAAAAUUGACUCUUCCUGCUCCCAGGCAGUUAUACCUUUGCUUUAUAAGUUGCCAUUGUACCAAUUUAUUGCCGUUUUAUAAAGUAUAUGUAAGUUGUAUAUAUUACAGAUGAGUAAAUGAAGUGAAAUUCAUAUUGUAACUGAAUUUAAGGGAAACUUUAAAUUUUUGAAAUUUAUUUUCAACUCUUGUUGUGAAAGUCUUAUGUUUACAAAAUAUAUUAGACCACCAUCAGUGAAUCCAGAAAUGUGGUUCAAUUGUAUUUUCACUCCAUUAAAUUAAAUGCAUUGAAUCCAGUGUACUUGUAUGCAUUAAAUGGAUAUUGUUGGCAAACAGUAUGAGUGAAUGAGUUGUGCUUUUUUAUGAAAGAGGAAUGCUUUUCACUUUUUAUUGGUCUCUUGCAUUACUGGUGUGCAAUACAUUAUGUUGUAACAACAACAUUCCAUUUUUUAAACUUUGUAUACAAAUGAAGGGUUGGCUGGUGCUGAAAUACAAUAUUUCUCUCCCUUCAUUGUUUGAAUUGAACCAUAUUCUAAUGGUUUCACUCAAAUUCAAUCACGAAAGUUGAUCAAGGAAUCAUUGAACUCUGUUAUAAGUUCAGUUAUUGCGCAAAUUCUGUAUGUUUGUAUAUUCCUCUUCUGUAGAAUAUUUGUGCACAAUAUCUUAAGUAUGAACAUUAUUAGCAGAGCUUUGUAUGUUAAUUUGUGCUUUAUACACAGAUGUAAAUUUUCUGUGUAUUAUUAUGGUGUCUAAAGACAAUGAGGUUAUAACAUGUCCAUUUAAAUCUGCAAUAAUAUGCUUUUUGAAUAUAAUGGCUGCUGCAAUUGUACAUUUCAUUAAUUUAUUGCUGCUGCUUUCUGUUCUUGUCAUUCAUUAUUUUUCAUGUAAUUCACCAAUCAAGUGUACCUGAGCCAUUUGUUAUUAUUAUUAAGUUGCAAUUUAAAAAAAAUUUUACAGAUCUGGCUCUUUCGCUGCGCAUAGUGUUCUUGCAUUUUUCAUUCAGGCCUGGGAGAGGAAAUGAAUUCUAAAUGUAGUUAAAUGCAAGAUGUUAACACGUGAAAGAUUGUGUUCAGUGGAAGUGAGAUUUAUGAAAAUUUAUAAGUGCUGUAUCAGAUAUAAAUGUUCAUAAAGCUGGACCUUUUAUAAGUGAUGUAUAUUGUUAUUUGCAAGAUGUUUUUAAAAGAAUUCGAUAUUUUCAAAUAUGGGUUAUGUAGUGUAAUAUUUUUAAUAUAUAUAAAUUUAAUUUUCAGAGUUUUGUUAAUAUUUAUAUGACAAUUAAAAAGUAACUUAAUUAUUCUUUUUGUCUUAAAUGUGUCAGAUAUUACACAGCAACAUCAAUGUCCAUAAUUAAUUCUCUUUUGCUACAUUUUCAGGUUUAGUGAUUUCAUCAUAUUUCGAAACAAUUAAAAGGCAGCUUUUUGAUUCCCUCUCAUUCCAUUGUUCAGUUAAAUGUGCAAGCAUCAAAGAAAAUCAUUGAAAUGCACUGUUUAUAUACCAAUAGAUAAAAUUGUGUGAUUGUUAAUGUUGCAAUAGCUUGAAUCUGACCAUUUUUUGAGAACACCAAAAGUCUUCAGACUUGUGUAAUGUUAUAUUUUAGCAGAGUCUAAUGUAUUUUUGAUGCUUAUCCUGACUACUAAAAGAAAAGAAAGGAUUUUAGCAUGAGAUUCUGAAGAUGUGAUAAUUUCAACUUCAAACAGUGAUAAAUCUUAUAUGUUGUAUUGCUGUUAAAAUGAAUUCGAAAUAUACAAUGAUACAAAGGAUGCGAAUGUAUUUCAAGUGUUUUGGAACUUGUGCAGUGAUUGCCUCUCAUUUUGUUUCUUAGAGAUUUAGUUACCAAUUAGGGUUUGUGCUAAAUGUCAAGAAGCAGUAUUAUAAUGUUGUUUUCUUUUUUCAAUACAAUGAAGUCUAAUUACAUGAAAUACAUGUGUGUGGAAUCACCGCAGCUUUAUUAUUAAAUCUUAAAUGUUUUCAAAUUUUGGAGCCUGUGGUCACAGUAUUGUCAAAAAAUCUUAUCUCCGUAUUAUCUGUGUAAUUAUGUGCAGUCCUGUUUCCUGUACAUCUUUCUUUUACAACAUGCAUUCUUUAAAUAGGUAGUUAGUUUGAGUUUUCUAUAAUCGUAGGAGUAUCCAAAAUAGGUAAAAUUAGACAUAACAUUUAAACAAUUAUAGCUGUGCAAUGGAGAUUCUGAUUUUAAAUUUCGUUUCCAAGAAAAGAUUCAUUCUUACUAAAAGAAAUCAUUUAUCUAUGUAUUUCAACAAUUCUGUUGUGCGAGUUGUUUAUAAAACUUACAUCAUAUCUAUAUAAUCAAGGUUGCUGAUCUCUAUUUGUUCGCUUGACUGAUGUGUUUGAAUAAUUAUUUGUCUCUGGUCUUUCAUAAAUCAUCAACUAUUUUCUUGUAAAUUUCUCUAUACAUGCAAGCUUAAUUAUAUUACAUGUGGGCAUAUCAGUUAGAAUAUGAUCUUUCAUAUUGAAGAUGCGAGAGUGAAAAUAUUGUUCUCGUAGGUUUCCAUGACUAGGCAAGUUCUCUGCUAUACAGCUGAUUUUUUUGCAUUGGGCCAAGAGAGGAUCAAUAUGUAAUUGCUGAUGAUGUGGUAUUUGGCUAACGUUCAAUUAAGUUAUCAGCAUGAAAAAUGCAACAUUGAUCUUUUGUUUUGAACCAAUUCAAUAACACCCAGACAAUCAUGAUCUCAUUUAGUUUGAGAACGUUCAGCUUCUUACAAAGUCAUUAUUGUUUAGAAUUAGAACCUGUGAAUAUUGUAAUAUAUUAGUUAAAAAGCAAGAACGUAUUUUUAUACUGCCAUUGUCUCUGUGUAGAGUAGCAUCUGUGUUAUAAGUUGAACAUGUUAAGUGAUAGAAAUAGAUUUCUUAAGAAGUAUGGAGCUUAUUUUUAUAAUUUCUUUUCAGAAUCAAAUGUUAUUGUUAAUUUUAUAAUAAUGAAUUGGUAUUCUCACUGUACAAGUGGGUACUAAUAAAGUAAAUUAAAAUAAAAUACCCCAGGUUUUAAUGAAAUUUUAAACUUCUGAUUUAUUUUUCCUAUUGGUAAUGUAAUAGAAUAAUGUUAUUGUAGUAUUAAGUGUUUAGAGACUAAUUUUUCACUGCAUUUACUUGAACUUAUUUGGCACAUACCCUAAUAGUUUCAAUAAUUGCUGGGUCAUUUUCUUCUUUGUUACAAUAUGAUAAAAAUGGUUGAGUGGAUUUUUUGUUUUUAAAUUGCAGGUUUUUUUAAAAAAUGAAUGCAAAAUUUAAAUAUUUUUAUUUCAAACUGGUAUGUCCUGCUUUUCAAUGCAAGAUCUAUAGGAAGGAAAGAAAACUAAUUUAAUGCCAAAACCAUUAAUGGAUUGAUGCUUGCACAUAGUUGGUCAUGCUUCCAAGGAACUAGGGAGGAGAAAAGAAAGAGCCUCAAAAUUUCAGUUUGUUCUUUAUACCUUUUUUCUUGUCAAAAUUAAUUAUGAGCUUGUCUAAAUUAUUGUGUAUAAUAGUAUUGUGUUAUUGGACAUUUCGUGUUUUAACCAAUAUUCUUUUGUUCAGUAUUUGAUUAAGACUAAGGAAUAAUAAAGUACAAAGAAUAAAAUGAAUUAAUACAGAAUGCUAGUCCUUUUGUCUGUUGGUUUGCAGAAAGUCUUCAUAUUAUUCAUCUGCAUUACAUUAAUACUUAUUCCUCUUAAUUUCCUGCAGUUGUUAAUGCAGCAAUAGGUGUGUUUUAUAAAUUGUCCUCAUCUUGAUGUGCUGUGAAUAAUUUACAAUACGCGUGAAUGAACUCGCAGAAGAUGGUACAGAAGUUUGUGUCAGCAAAUGCAAUAUGUACACUACUUAUAAAAUGAACUGUCAUUAAAUAUUUAAUGACUAACUUUCGUUAUCGGCAUUGCCUACCCAAGUGCAAUUGUGUCUGCUGGUUUUUCUCAGCAAGACUUUUAUCACAACUUGACUGUUAAAUCCACGCAAUAAGCCUAUUGUGUGAAGCAGUUAGUCACUUGUGAGUGCCUAUGACACCGGUUAUCAACUGUUGCUAAGAAAACAGGAGGGACUGGUUUUGAGUGUGUGUGCGAAUGUAUGCGCGAGUGACAGUGAGUGUGAGUUUUUUAUCAUGCCAUAGCUUACUGAAUGGUGAGUCAAAAUGUAGCAAGAGUUACAUGCAUUUGUUUCACAGAUGAAAUUUUAUUAAUAAGAAUAUAUCAAUUUGCAGUAACGGAAAAUAUACCUUCAUCCUUGGGAUUUUUUUUUUAUUAUUAUUUUU
Molecule: messenger RNA, 8223 nt
Organism: Gryllus bimaculatus (two-spotted cricket)
Lineage: Eukaryota; Metazoa; Arthropoda; Insecta; Orthoptera; Gryllidae
Source: the annotation of a GenBank genome assembly